Molecule: messenger RNA, 2529 nt
Organism: Equus quagga
Lineage: Eukaryota; Metazoa; Chordata; Mammalia; Perissodactyla; Equidae
Gene: PTDSS1
Product: phosphatidylserine synthase 1
Exons: 13
Coding region: 129-1550 (473 amino acids)
Biological process (GO): phosphatidylserine biosynthetic process
Molecular function (GO): L-serine-phosphatidylethanolamine phosphatidyltransferase activity
Source: RefSeq, a predicted model, not a curated record
CUUUGCUCCGCGCCAGACCCGUCCCCGCCGCCCGGCCUCCUGUCCUCCGUCUGCGGCUCGUCAUCUCUGGGGUCCCAGCCUCCACGGGCCGGGACCACUGCCGCCGCUGCAGGACGGGGAGGCGGGCCAUGGCGUCCUGCGUGGGGAGCAGGACCCUGAGCAAAGAUGAUGUGAACUACAAGAUGCAUUUCCGGAUGAUCAACGAACAGCAAGUGGAGGACAUCACCAUCGACUUCUUCUACCGGCCGCACACCAUCACCCUGCUCAGCUUCACCAUCGUCAGCCUCAUGUACUUCGCCUUCACCAGGGAUGACUCUGUCCCAGAAGACAACAUCUGGAGGGGUAUCCUCUCUGUUAUUUUCUUCUUUCUUAUCAUCAGUGUAUUAGCUUUCCCCAAUGGUCCGUUUACUCGACCUCAUCCAGCCUUAUGGCGAAUGGUUUUUGGACUCAGUGUGCUGUACUUCCUGUUCCUGGUAUUCCUCCUCUUCCUGAACUUCGAGCAGGUUAAGUCCUUAAUGUACUGGCUAGAUCCAAAUCUGCGAUAUGCCACAAGGGAAGCAGAUGUCAUGGAGUAUGCUGUGAACUGCCAUGUUAUCACUUGGGAGAGGAUUAUCAGUCAUUUUGAUAUAUUUGCAUUUGGACAUUUCUGGGGCUGGGCCAUGAAGGCUUUGUUGAUCCGUAGUUAUGGCCUCUGCUGGACAAUCAGCAUUACUUGGGAGCUAACUGAGCUUUUCUUCAUGCAUCUUCUGCCCAAUUUUGCCGAGUGCUGGUGGGAUCAAGUCAUUCUGGACAUCCUCUUGUGCAAUGGUGGCGGCAUCUGGUUGGGCAUGGUCGUUUGCCGAUUUUUAGAGAUGCGGACUUACCACUGGGCAAGCUUCAAGGACAUCCACACCACCACCGGGAAAAUCAAAAGAGCCGUGCUCCAGUUCACCCCUGCUAGCUGGACCUACGUGCGAUGGUUUGACCCCAAAUCUUCAUUUCAGAGAGUGGCUGGAAUAUACCUUUUCAUGAUCAUCUGGCAGCUGACUGAGUUGAAUACCUUCUUCUUGAAGCAUAUCUUUGUGUUCCAAGCCAGUCAUCCAUUAAGCUGGUGUCGAAUUCUCUUUAUUGGCGGCAUCACGGCUCCCACAGUGAGACAAUACUAUGCUUACCUCACUGACACACAGUGCAAACGUGUGGGAACACAAUGCUGGGUGUUUGGGGUCAUUGGUUUCCUGGAAGCUAUUGUUUGCAUAAAAUUUGGACAAGAUCUCUUCUCUAAGACCCAAAUACUCUAUGUCGUGCUUUGGCUUCUUUGUGUGGCUUUCACCACCUUCCUGUGUCUGUAUGGCAUGGUUUGGUACGCAGAGCACUAUGGUCACCGAGAAAAGACCUACUCAGAGUGUGAAGACGGCACCUACAGUCCAGACAUCUCCUGGCCUCACGGGAAAGGCACCAAAGGUUCUGAAGACAGCCCACCCAAGCAUCCAGGCAACAACGAAAGCCAUUCUUCCAGAAGAAGGAAUCGACAUUCCAAGUCAAAAGUCACCAAUGGAGUUGGAAAGAAAUGAAAGACCCUGGUUAAUUAAAGAUGUUCCAGAGAGUGCCUAGAACUGAGAGGGAAACGGAAUCGUUUGGACCUCCCUGUUAGGAGGUCAAAACACAUGCAAAUAGGAAGAGGAGUGGGGACUCUGGGGUCAUUAUUUGAGAGUGUAAGUCUUGUUUCCCACAGACCCAGCCUCAUCGGGCCGAUCAUUGCCUGGGGUCCUUUGCCAGUUUGGGGUCUCUUCUAACUUCAGCACUUGGCAUGCGGUCACUGGUAGCAGUUCAGUGUGUUCGAAGGAAAAGGUAGCUAUGUACUCAGAGUUGCCAAGAGCAGCUUUGUGCUUGUGUGUAGUAUGGACGCAGAUUAAACAUCUUCAUUCAGAAGGGGCAUUGACUAUACAGUAGUGGACUGAUCACCAGUUCUCAUUUUUAUGACUCUGCCUUUCCAUGUGAUUGGUUUAAGUUUAGGCCACUUUUCUGUCUUUUAUUUCGUUGUUAUUUGUUUUUAAGUUAGGACGCAUAAAAGCCUUCAGAUGCCACUGCUGAAAUUGAACUGGAGGAGGCCUCUCCGCUCUUCUAGAGAAAAAAAGGGGAGAGUUUUUGUGUUACCAUUUAGCAACCUCAUCCCGUUUUAGGACCUUACACCAUACGGCGGGGGUAAACCUGUCCAAGGAAAGGCUAGCUACCUGCAUAGGAUCCUAGGCUUCAGAUCAGAACCAUUUUUGUUCCAUUACAAAUGUGAUUUGUCCAGACUUAUCCACAGUGCACACAAGUUAGCCUGUUCGAGAGGCAGUGCCCACCGUGGCCUCUCCCUCCAGCCAGGUGCCUUUUAUAGUUGGUUUGGGUUCCUCCAUGGUGUGUUGCUGACGUGUCUUUUAGUCCCAUGUGAGGUGCUGGUGAGUAUUACCUUUCAUCGUGCCAUGCUCUAGAACAUUUACCUGAUAGUUCACCACCUCUGAUGAAUCCCUGUUUUAAAUAAAACAAUUCACAUUAAAGCCCAUCAAA